CCCCGCCGUCCGGCCCUGGACCCUCUCCUCGCUCCCCGGGUCUUCGCUCCCUUCACCCAGCACCGCUGGCUCCCGGGGACACCUUGGGGUCCCGGCCCUCUGUCGCCCGCAGCUGCCAGGGCAGCCCGUGGCUGUUCGGAGUCGUCCGGACCCGAGAGGCCGCUGCACCGGGACCCAGUCACCCUCCGGAUGCUGGUGCUGCCGCCCCCUUGUCCCCAACCCCUGGCGCUUCCCUCAGUAGAGCCCAUGGAGGCCCCGCUCCCUCGUUCGGGCAGGUGCCUGGAACCUGGACCUUCCUCCUCCAUCGCACCACCCCAGACUUCGACCUCUCCGAGGCCAAGCCACUACCUUCUCAUUGACACCGAGGGUGUCCCCUACACUGUGCUGGUGGAUGAGGAGUCACAGAGGGAGCCCAGGGCCGAUGGGGCUAUGGCCCAGAAAAAGUGCUACAGCUGCCCGGUGUGCUCGAGGGUGUUCGAGUACAUGUCCUACCUUCAGCGACACAGCAUCACCCACUCGGAGGUGAAGCCCUUCGAGUGCGACACGUGCGGGAAGGCGUUCAAGCGGGCCAGCCACCUGGCGCGGCACCACUCCAUCCACAGGGCAGGCGGCGGGCGGCCCUACAGCUGCCCGCUGUGCCCGCGCCGCUUCCGGGAUGCUGGUGAGCUGGCCCAGCACAGCCGGGUGCACUCUGGGGAGCGCCCGUUCCAGUGCCCACACUGCCCGCGCCGCUUUAUGGAGCAGAACACGCUGCAGAAGCACACGCGGUGGAAACAUCCUUGAGCCGCGCCGGGGCCAGAGUCCUCUGAAGCCCCCAGACCCCGCUGAGUUGCAGGCGGCUUUGGGGUUCCUAGACACACACACACACACACACACACACACACACACACACACACACACACACACACACACACACACUGGCCUGCUCUCACAGUGAGCCCUGCCAGGAAGAAGAGCCUUGGGCUUUGGGUGAGUUCACAUGAAGAAUGGAGUCCUCUGGUCUCAAAGGCUUGGGACAUUCCCAGUGGAGCUUGACCGAGGGGCAGAUGCUGUGUGUGGAAGCUCCUGCCUCAGCCAAGUGGCUGGGGGCCUGAAAGUGGGCUUGAAUACUGUACGCCGCCGAGUGUCUGGCGCCAAGCACUUUGCUUUUGGAGACUGUCGCUGAUGUCUGUGCUCAGCGCUUUGGAAGGGCUCAGCUGGCCUGCUGGGGAGAGGGAAGGUGUCCAGGCCUGAAGACCCGUGUCACCCCGGAAGAGGGUCUUAAACUUUUUUAAAAAACAGACAUAAUCCACUGUAACGUACAUGUUUUAUGUGACAACCAGUAUACAGAUACACGAAAUGUAUGCCAAAUUUAACAGUAGUUGAAAGACACCCCGAUUUUUCGACCAUAAUUUUUUAAAAUAUAGAGCCCAUCCUACUAUAUUAGAUUCUCUGUCCAUGAACCUGUGGUUUGAAAAACACUGAUCUAGGGCAAGUGGCCCCUGGACUUUCUGAUCCAGGCCGCAACUUAUCUGCAAAGCCAAGUAGGAGGGGAGCAGGCCACAGCUUCCUUGGGGUCCGUCGCACACUCAGACUCGUGGCCAGCGAACGUGAGAGGCAGGUGGAGCUGAGCCUCAAGUUUAAUAAACAUCGGCCUUCUUGAUGC
This is a messenger RNA of Heterocephalus glaber (naked mole-rat), 1645 nucleotides long. It is a transcript of the gene Znf581, whose product is annotated as zinc finger protein 581. Gene Ontology annotation, biological process: regulation of transcription by RNA polymerase II. NCBI's taxonomy places the organism in Eukaryota, Metazoa, Chordata, Mammalia, Rodentia, Bathyergidae. The record is from RefSeq and is a predicted model, not a curated record. Gene Ontology annotation, molecular function: RNA polymerase II cis-regulatory region sequence-specific DNA binding; DNA-binding transcription factor activity, RNA polymerase II-specific.